AUGUCCGUGCCAUUCCGUGCCCGCUGUGGCCAUUCCGUGCCCGCUGUGGCCAUUCCGUGCCGUGCUGUGCCGCCGGCCCGGGUGACUCCGCGGCCCCGCAGGCGGUGGGCGCUGCCCCAGCGGGAGGCGCUGGUGGGGAGCGGGGCCCGCGGAGCUCGCCGUGACCCGCGGUACCGGCUCCACUCUGAGCGCUGCCGACCCCUGCGCCGGCCCGGGCACCGCGACGGGGGAGCGCUGCCAGACAGUCACACUCCCCUGAGCCCAUCAGCCAUCCCGGAGCAGCCCCCUGGCCCCCUGGCCCCCGGCAGCACCGCUGUGGCACAGGGUGCUGGGGGCACAGACCUGGCCCAGCCAUCGAGCAGCCCCCGAGGGAGGACAGACACUGGCACCCCCCAAGUGACACUGGCGGGCGUGGGCAGGGCCCCCCAGGUGUUCAUCGUGGAAGAUCAGCCCCCACUCCUGAGAGCAUCCCUCCUGCGCAUCCCCUGCGAGCUGGUGCUGGACAUGGCGUUCGUCCCGGCCCUGCAGGAUCCCGCGUCCCCCGAGCGCCGGGAGCUGCUGCAGAGCUUCAACCGGACGGUCACUCCGAUCUUCACCUCGGUGCCCGGCUUCCUGCGGCUGGAGGUGACGGCCAUCAGGGAGGGCAGCGUGGUGCUGCGCUACGACGCGCUCUUCGCUGCGGAGCAGCUGCCGGUGCCGGGGCUGGAGCGGCUCCUGGGGACCGCGCUGGGCUCUGCCCGGCCCGGGCUGGCGGUGGGCGCUGCCCCCGUCCUGCGCCACGCGGCUCUGGCGCGGCCGCCGGACCCCUGUGCCGCGCUCUUCGCCUGCCCUCCCGGCUUCGCCUGCGAGUCCAGGGCGGACGGGAACGCCACCUGCACCUCCCUGUGCCACCGUGACUACUGCAAGAACCACGGCAUCUGCUCCCACGCCCGGGACCACCAGCCCCGCUGCCAGUGCCCCGUGGGCAGCGAUUUCUGGUUCAUGGGGCUGCGCUGCGACUACCGGGUGACCCAGCAGAGCCUGCUGGGCAUGGCGGCCGGGGUCCUGCUCAGCAUCAUCCUCCUGGGCGCCGUCCUCGCCGCCAUCGCCGUCCGACGGUUCAAGGCGCUGCUGCUGGAGGCCAGGGCCGAGCAGACCCGCAGCAGCUACCGGCGUUUCUGCCGCCUGGACGAUGUCUCUGCCCAGUACUGGUCCCGCUCGGGGCUGCCCUCGGCCAGCUCGCUGGACAACCCUGCCUUCAGCAACUCGGAGGAGCUGCUGCACCUCCAGGUCCUGGACAGCGGCUGCUGCGGCUGCCGGGGGGACUCUGCCGUCACCGACGGUGCCAAGUGGGGCUCGGCGCCCUGCGCCCACCCGCAGUGCCGGCCCAGUUUCCGUUACGACUGGGACACCAGCUCCAGCAGCAUGAAUGACCCCAUGGUGGACUCGGGGAAAGCCAGUGACAUCUCGGUGUCGAGCUGGCCCAUGGAGCCCAUCCAGUGGGCUCCCUUCCCUCUCCUCCACCAGCUUUCCAGGCAGCGACCGCACAAGGCCCGCUGGCCGCAGUCGCUCUGCGAGGGGCUGGAGCUGGGCACGCUGGAGCGGAGCUGGACGGCCUGAGGCCACGGACAGACGGACGCGAGUUCAGCUUUGAAACCAACCACAUUUUAUUUCCACGUAACGAGCUCAGUGAAGGAAUUCCACACACUUGGACGAUACAAUCAACGCGGGUGCGAUGUCAGUGGUGUCAGUCCCAGCGGGGCAGGGGCCCGGCCAGCCCCCGCCCCGGAUCCCGUCCGCGCCUCGCGAGCUCUGGCUGGGACCGCGGAGCCCGGAGCGGGCAGAUACAGAGAGGUGUCAGGGCACACAGUGCUGGCAUCCGCCAGGUCACGGCUCACAGGGGCAGUCCGGGCAGAAAGGCUGGCGGCUCUGGAGGGCACGUCACGCCACGGACGCGCCGGCUCCGCCCCACGGCCGCCGCGGGACGAGCUCGGCCACGCCGGAGGGAGAUGCACGGAAGCGCCGCCGCGUCCUUCAUCGUGAUUCAUGUCAAUGAGGUAUAAACACCAGGAUGUCGUAAGCAUUAAAGUUUAUUUUCCAAAACGCUC
Hirundo rustica (Barn swallow) is the source of this 2087-nucleotide messenger RNA. RefSeq lists its product as uncharacterized. NCBI's taxonomy places the organism in Eukaryota, Metazoa, Chordata, Aves, Passeriformes, Hirundinidae. The transcript has 12 exons. The coding region runs from base 1 to 1599 and encodes 532 amino acids. Gene Ontology annotation, biological process: nervous system development. The record is from RefSeq and is a predicted model, not a curated record.